Messenger RNA from Nerophis ophidion (straightnose pipefish), 1537 nucleotides. RefSeq names its product dysbindin domain containing 1 (gene dbndd1). Gene Ontology annotation, biological process: negative regulation of protein kinase activity. The transcript is spliced from 4 exons. Lineage: Eukaryota; Metazoa; Chordata; Actinopteri; Syngnathiformes; Syngnathidae. The record is from RefSeq and is a predicted model, not a curated record. Bases 480 to 959 code for a protein of 159 amino acids. Gene Ontology annotation, cellular component: cytoplasm.
CCAGUAUAGAGCCCUCCCCAAUGCCCCAUGCUUCCCUCUCUCUGUCUGGGCAGAGAGCCAAGCUACACCCUCCCUUUCUCUCUCUCUGGCUCUGGAUCUCAGUGGAUUCUCUACAUGUCAAGCAAAGCUUCACAAUGCUGCGCUUCCUAAACCCAGGAGCUUAGGAAUUUGCUGUGAUGUGGCUGUUCCCAGAACCCCCUUUCGCCCCUCUUUGGCGGACCCACUGUGUGAGGCUCUAAUGGACGAGUUUGGCAGGUGGACCAAGUGACCGACAUCACCUGUUUGGGAAAUCUGUCACACACACACACACACACACACACGCACGCACACACACACACACACACGCACACACACACACACACACACACACACACACACACACACACACACACACACACACACACACACACACACACACACACACACUUGCCUCUCCCUUCCUUGGAUGCUGGUGUGGUGAACAGCAGGAUUCUCUCUGCAUGGAGGCACAGGGAGGGGCUCCCAGCCCAGAGCCUAAUAAAGACAUCCAGAAGCUGCUAAAGCUCUCCAGCUCAGGUGACCUUUCUCAGGAGCUGUUCCAGCAGUAUGCUGCAGGCGAGAAAGAGGAGGAGGAAGCUGGCUUCGCAGGACACACCGCCAGCCUUCUGCACAUCUCCGAGAAGAGACAACCUCUGAGCAGUGUGUCAUCUUUAGAAGUCCACUUUGACCUCCUAGACCUCACCGAGCUGACCGACAUGUCGGACCAAGAGCUGGCUGAAGUCUUUGCUGACUCUGAUGAGGAGAACCACAAUGAGUAUCCACCAGGUUCCCAGCAGUCAGUGCUGGCCAAAGGAGGUUACAUGCGUUCCCCGUCGUGGACACGCUGCAGCAAAGUGGAGCACCCCAGGGAAAGGAAGCAUCACAGCGACUCAGACACCACAGAGCCCUUAAUGAAGCUGGAAAGGCCAAAACAACCUUGACUUGUGUGGUGUGUGUGUGACACAGGUGGAAUGAAGCUCAGAGCAGACAGCCAGCACAAGAGUAGACCACACAGUGUUUUAUGGUGCUAGUGAACAGUUGGGGAGUUCAUGCUGAACUGUGGACACAUUGCUGUAUGUUCUAAAGAUGUGCAGUAAACACACACACACUUGCUUUCCAUCCCUGAUUGCACUCUUGAUGAUUUGAAGUUUGGUUUUGGAGUGACAGACAGGGUAGUAAGACAAAAUCCUAAUGGAAUAACUGUUAUUUCCCAAUAUCCUCCGUUAUAUUUUCUUUUCCCCCAUGUUCCUAACGUCUCGUAAAGUGAUGACUGCCGCUAUUUCUUCUCUAUUCAAGUUGGUCGUCCAUGGCUCCAAAAAAGGCAAGAGGAAAGGAAGUAACUGAGCUAAUGUGAAAUUGCAUGAACGCCAAACACCCGAUCAAAGUGCCAAUACUUGUCAUGAGACAGUCCACUUACUUGAUUGAUUUGUUUUGAAUUCAGCUUGUCAAUACCCGGACAGGUAAUCAUUUUGAAUAGGGUGAGAGACUGUAAGAAGGAAAAAAUAAAAGUCUUGGAAAA